AGAUCACUGAGGACUUUACACCACGGAGAAACAACGAUUGAGAAUGCCUUACACACCAGUCAAGCCUGAAUGGGUCGCGAUCUUGCCGGAUCACCCCGGGAAUGUCGACAAACGUCUCCAGCAUCGCCCCGAGCACAUGGAACGUUCCAAGCAGAUGCACGCAGAGGGAACUAAGAACUUUGGCGGUGCGUUUUUCGACAAGCACCCCGUCGGCGAUGAGAAGCCGUCAUUCAAAGGCAGCAUUACCGUCUACGAAGCCGACUCUGAGGAGGAAGUAAGGAAGAUGAUCGAGCAAGACCCGUAUGCGGUAAACGGUGUUUGGGAUUUGUCAAAGCUAACCCCGCGCUUGCGAGCAGGUCCAGAUCUACCCGUUCAGGAGCGCGAACCGCAAGUAAACACUGCCACCGCGACUCCUGAACUCCUGAAUCCACAAUCACCCUAUAAAGCCCACUCCUUCUCUCUCUCUUACCUCUUCUGCUUUACAAACAACUCGAACUCAAACUUACAAUUGCUUACUUGCACUUACAUUGCUUGCUUUCGAAUCCACCUCUACAAACACACUACGAUGAAGUUCUCUGUUAUUAUCGCUGCUUUCGCCGCUGCCUCCGUCACUUUUGGGAUUCCACUUGUCAAGAGAGCUCACAUCACCGAUGCCGUUAUCCUCCAGUACGCUUUGACGCUCGAGCACCUUGAGGACGCCUUCUACCAUCAAGCUCUCCAGAACUUUACCGAGUAUGAAUUUGCCCAAGACGGCUUUGAUUCUUCCUUCUACGCCCAGUUGCAGAGUAUCGCCGCCGACGAGCACGCUCACGUCGAGUUCCUUACUGCCGGCCUCGAGGCUGCCGGUGCUAACGCGACCAAGCCUUGCAACUACUCCUUCCCUUACACCACCCCUCGUGAGUUUGUCGCCCUCGCUCGCGUCGUUGAGGGUCUUGGAGUUUCCGCGUACCUUGGUGCCGCCUCUUCGAUUGCCAAUGCUCAGUAUCUGACGGCGGCCGGCUCGAUCUUGACUGUUGAGGCCAGACACAAUGCUUUCUUGAACACCGAGCUUUUCGAUAAUCCCGCCCCCACCCCCUUCGACACUCCUCUCGGUUUCUCGGAAGUGUACAGCGUCGCCGCCAACUUCAUUACCGGCUGUCCCCCGUCUAACCCAACUCUUCCGGUCACUGCCUUCCCGUCCAUCAACGUCACGUACGCCAACUCCACGACGAAACCUCUCGUUGCGGGCUCGAAGGUGAACAUUACCACCGAAGCUACCACCAAUUCUUCCACCUAUGCCGCCUUCCUGAGUGGUCUCGACACCGAACUCGUUGCACUCCCUUCCAACGGAAGCUUGACUGUUCCCAAGACCGUCGCCGGUCAGGUUUACCUCCUCCUCGUCAACACGAACAACGCUACCAAGAUCAAUGAUGAGACUGUCAUUGCUGGUCCAGCCAUUCUCAAGGUUGAGGCGGCGUAAAGUGUUGGAGUAAGGUCUUGUUUGUUACAUACAGGC
This is a messenger RNA of Saitoella complicata NRRL Y-17804, 1495 nucleotides long. RefSeq lists its product as uncharacterized. The transcript is spliced from 7 exons. The coding region runs from base 44 to 1459 and encodes 471 amino acids. The record is from RefSeq and is a predicted model, not a curated record. Lineage: Eukaryota; Fungi; Ascomycota; Saitoellomycetes; Saitoellales; Saitoellaceae.